Messenger RNA from Rhinocladiella mackenziei CBS 650.93, 1317 nucleotides. RefSeq names its product enolase. The transcript is spliced from 3 exons. NCBI's taxonomy places the organism in Eukaryota, Fungi, Ascomycota, Eurotiomycetes, Chaetothyriales, Herpotrichiellaceae. Gene Ontology annotation, biological process: glycolytic process. The coding region runs from base 1 to 1317 and encodes 438 amino acids. The record is from RefSeq and is a predicted model, not a curated record. Gene Ontology annotation, cellular component: phosphopyruvate hydratase complex. Gene Ontology annotation, molecular function: magnesium ion binding; phosphopyruvate hydratase activity.
AUGCCAGUUGUCAAAGUUCACGCCCGUUCCGUCUACGACUCCCGGGGCAACCCGACGGUUGAGGUCGAUGUCGUCACCGAGACCGGUCUUCACCGUGCCAUCGUUCCUUCAGGGGCCUCCACCGGCCAGCACGAAGCCUGCGAGCUCCGUGAUGGUGACAAGUCAAAAUGGGGCGGAAAGGGUGUCCUCAAGGCGGUGGAGAAUGUCAACUCCGUCAUUGGACCCAAGUUGAUUGAGAAGAACAUCGAUUGUACAGAUCAAUCUACCGUGGACAAGUUUCUGAUCGAGCUUGAUGGCACCGAGAACAAGACCAACCUUGGGGCCAACGCGAUUCUCGGUGUCAGUCUUGCUGUUGCAAAGGCCGGUGCGGCUCAAAAGGGUGUUCCUCUAUACGCACAUGUUUCCGACCUUGCAGGCACCAAGAAGCCAUUCGUUCUUCCAGUCCCAUUCAUGAAUGUCCUCAAUGGAGGGUCUCAUGCCGGUGGUCGUCUUGCUUUCCAAGAGUUCAUGAUUGUUCCCGAUCAAGCUCCUUCCUUCACUGAAGGACUCCGAUGGGGUGCUGAAGUCUACCAGAAACUAAAGGGUUUGGCAAAGAAGAAGUAUGGUCAAUCUGCAGGCAACGUUGGUGAUGAGGGUGGUGUCGCUCCGGAUAUUCAGACCGCCGAGGAAGCCUUGGACCUCAUCAUGGCAGCCAUUGCGGAAGCCGGAUACGAAGGGAAAAUGAACAUUGCCAUGGAUGUUGCUUCCAGCGAGUUCUACAAGGAGGACGUGAAAAAGUAUGAUCUGGACUUCAAGAAUCCCGACAGCGACCCAACAAAAUGGAUUACCUAUGAGCAAUUGGCCGACAUGUACAAGUCAUUGGCAAGCAAGUAUCCCAUUGUCUCGAUUGAGGAUCCAUUCGCCGAAGAUGAUUGGGAAGCGUGGAGCUACUUCUUCAAGACCUCUGACUUUCAGAUUGUCGGUGACGACUUGACCGUGACCAACCCCAAGCGCAUUAAGAGAGCCAUCGAGUCCAAGGCUUGCAACGCCCUGUUGCUCAAAGUCAACCAAAUUGGUACCCUUACCGAAUCAAUUCAAGCCGCCAAAGAUUCCUACGCGGCUGGUUGGGGUGUGAUGGUGUCGCAUCGUUCUGGUGAGACAGAAGAUGUGACCAUCGCUGACAUCGUGGUGGGUAUCCGAGCUGGUGAGAUCAAGACCGGUGCACCGGCAAGAUCUGAACGUCUGGCCAAGCUCAACCAAAUUCUGCGCAUUGAGGAGGAGUUGGGAUCCAACGCGAUCUACGCGGGCAGCAACUUCCGCAAGUCGGUCACUUUGUAA